Messenger RNA from Macrosteles quadrilineatus (aster leafhopper), 1253 nucleotides. RefSeq names its product lipoprotein lipase-like. The record is from RefSeq and is a predicted model, not a curated record. The coding region runs from base 130 to 1155 and encodes 341 amino acids. Lineage: Eukaryota; Metazoa; Arthropoda; Insecta; Hemiptera; Cicadellidae. The transcript has 7 exons. Gene Ontology annotation, biological process: lipid metabolic process. Gene Ontology annotation, molecular function: lipase activity.
AGAUCUUAACAUUGAACUGUCAGUCAUUUUAACAACAGAUUUAUUUAAGUAAACCUACUUAGGCUAAUUGUUGAGCUGUAAAAAUACAAUUGAUAUUUGUAGUUGGUACAGUAAACUGUUUAGUACAAAAUGAUUUCGAAAUAUUACAGUUUGUUUCUUUAUUUCUGUGUAGACUUGUGUUAUGACAUUCAAGGAGUGCCUUACAAAAGCAGUGUCAAAACUGAAAGUGUUUUGCUGGGUAACUUGAAAGGUAAUUUUGAAAACAUUACAUCCAACUUCUGUAGCUUCUGCGAUGACAAGUUUCUGGACAGUUCAAUAGGAGAUGCUUCUAGUUACACCAAAUUUUACUAUUUUUCAAGGGAAACCGGGGAAAACUACACUGAAAUAGAGUUUGGAAACACUACAAGUUUAUUCAAGUCUGGAUUCAACAUUUCAAAACCAACCAAAAUUCUAGCCCAUGGCUGGAUGGACUCAGGAUUGCUCCACUUUUCAGCCGUGGUUAAGGAUGCUUACCUGCAAGCGUACGAUGCCAACGUCAUUGCAAUAGACUGGAGCAAGAUGGCGUACCAGUUCUACCCUAUUUCUCGAGUGGCUGUGGACCCGGUCGGCCGCUACUUAGCACAGUUUGUAGACUGGCUGGUGACGGAUGUGGGGGUGCCUCCGUCAUCACUACACUUGGUGGGGCACAGUCUGGGGGCUCACAUUGCUGGAGUGGCUGGGGAGCAUGUCACUAGUGGUCUACUGUACAGGAUAUCAGGGUGUGACCCAGCCGGCCCUGGAUUUGACUGGCAGAAGAAUGGUCGUCUAGAUGCCUCUGAUGCCAGUUUUGUAGACAUCGUCCACACAUCUGGGGGCUGGGCUGGGUACUUUGACCCUUGCGGACACGUAGACUUCUACCCCAACGGAGGAACUCCCAUUCAACCAGGCUGUCCCAUAAGCUUGGGGAAAUGCUCCCAUGCCAGAUCGUAUUGGCUGUUUGCAGAGUCCAUAGUCAGUAAUGGGUUCAAAUCAAGAUCUUGCGAUGGCUGGAAUGACUUCAAGAAAGGGGACUGUGACAACAAUACUGUGGCAUACAUGGGCGAAUAUGUAGAUAGAAGUGCUACUGGGAAAUUUUAUCUGAAGACAGCUGGUCAGUCUCCCUAUGCCCUUGGUUGAGUGUGGCUUUAAUUCAAAAUUUCCACCUAUGUUAGACUUGAAAAUGUUAACAAAUAUAGCCUAGAAUUGAUUUACCUAUAACUAGGAAAUUAUGUAAU